AUGAAAUACGCUUGUUGUAAAUCCACGGCAGGAGGCGCCACUGAGGGAGUUACUUGUAUAAAGUGCGGUCUAAAGUAUCACUAUAAUUGUGUUAACCCAUCAGGCACAAAUAACAAGCUAAAUCAAGAUAAAAGUAAAUGGAUCUGCCCGGAAUGCAAGUCAUCUAUGCCCAGACAAGUGAACCAAGAUAACACACCAGUGCGCGGUGGCACCUCUAAUACUAAAUAUAAUUAUAGCGAGAAUGUAAAUUUACAACGAGGUGGUUCGACUUCUGCAGGGGUCUCACCAUGUAAAUCAGUAGAAUCUGAAGCCUCAUUUUUGGAACAAGUUAGACUUAUAGUAUCUUCGGAAAUCUCCACUCUUAGGACCGAACUCAUUUCUUCCCUAGCUCCUUUGCAAUGCGAUCUCAAAAGUUUACGGGAGGAGGUUUGUAGUUUUAAAGAUAGCUUAGAUUUCUUUAACAACAAAUUUGAAGAGUUUACCACCAGAAUCACCAAUUGCGAAUCCAAAAUCAAAUAUAUGUCGGAGAGAUGUUUGGAAUUAAAUUCAUUAAAGUCUAAAGUUGAGGCCAUCGAGAUCGAAAAUAAUAAUCGCGAGCAGUGGUCUCGCAGAUCUAAUGUAGAGAUAUAUGGGAUUCCCGAAAAGAAAAACGAGAACCUUGUAACUAUACUACAAGACAUCGCUGACAAAGCUGAUUUGAAUCUUGACAUGAAAACGGACAUUGAUCUAGUCACAAGAGUUGCUUCCAAGGACAAAGAUGUAAAGAGAGUUAAGCCCAUAAUCGUAAAGUUUCUUUGCCGAUGGAAGAAAGAUGACUUUCUGUCUCGAGUGAGAAAACUUAAACUAAAAUGUAAUGACAUUGGUUUUUCAUCUAAUAAUAAUUACAUAUAUUUUAAUGAUCAUCUAACUAGCUCAAAUAAGUCAUUACUUCAAUUGGUAAAGAAAACCGCUAAAGAAAAAUCUUAUAAAUAUGUAUGGGUCAAAAAUUGUAGUAUAAUGGUACGUCGGAGUGAUACUAGUCCAGUUUUGCAUAUUGCUAAUUUCUGCGAUUUAAAAAAGAUUGCU
Molecule: messenger RNA, 1065 nt
Organism: Brenthis ino (lesser marbled fritillary)
Lineage: Eukaryota; Metazoa; Arthropoda; Insecta; Lepidoptera; Nymphalidae
Source: the annotation of a GenBank genome assembly